This is a messenger RNA of Colletotrichum karsti, 2631 nucleotides long. RefSeq lists its product as uncharacterized. Gene Ontology annotation, molecular function: UDP-glycosyltransferase activity; hexosyltransferase activity. The transcript is spliced from 6 exons. Gene Ontology annotation, biological process: carbohydrate metabolic process. The record is from RefSeq and is a predicted model, not a curated record. Lineage: Eukaryota; Fungi; Ascomycota; Sordariomycetes; Glomerellales; Glomerellaceae. The coding region runs from base 1 to 2631 and encodes 876 amino acids.
AUGAACAACAAACGCAGAACUAUGCGCUACGAGUUGGACGCGGGUGACGAAAAUUACCUCUCUCCAGUCUCGCCUAACACCAUCCACCGGGCUGCAAGCACUGGCGAUAUUGGUGGACAAUUCUACCAACAUGAACAGUUGGCUACAACUCGAAAUCGCGACCCGUCGCCGCCACCCAGUGAACUCUGGGGAGGUGAUGCCAAACUCUUAGAUGAAGAUGGCCGUGUCGAGAUUGACUGCGACUCCAAGCUGGCGCGCGCGAUGAGCAUCAUGUACAGAAUGAGCAGAACCGAAACAGACGAGCGCCCGCCUCCCAGAACGCCAUCUCCGGGGCCGUCGUUGCCGCCUUACGAGCGAGUGCAGGGAGAAACCGACCUAAAGGAAUCAAUCAGGCUCAACAUUGUGAUACAAGUCGUGGGCAGCCGAGGAGACGUCCAGCCAUUCGUGGCAUUGGGUGCGGAGCUUCAAAGACGUGGGCACCGCGUGAGACUAGCUACCCACGAUGUGUUUGAAAAGUUCGUCAGGGACACGGGUCUGGAGUUCUACGGAGUGGGAGGCGACCCUGCCGCCUUGAUGGCUUAUAUGGUAAAGAACCCGGGUCUCAUUCCCAGCAUGAAGAGCCUACACGAGGGCGAGAUCCGGCGGAAGCGCGAAAUGGUUGAAGAAAUGCUCGAUGGGUUUUGGGAGGCUUGCAUAUGCCCAGAUGCUAUCAGCGGCCAGCCCUUCGUGGCAGACGCAAUCAUCUCAAAUCCCCCGACUUUUGCCCACAUUCAUUGUGCCCAGGCACUCGGCAUCCCGGUCCAUCUAAUGUUCACGAUGCCUUGGACGAGCACGGCGGCGUUCCCACAUCCGUUGGCAAACCUGAAGAACGCCGGAGGUGAUCGAGACUUGCCCAACUAUAUUUCCUACGGUGUUGUUGAGCACUUGACAUGGCAAGGUCUCGGCGACGUGGUGAACAAGUGGCGAAGCAGACUUGAUUUGGAACAUAUCGCCAUGUUCGAUGGCCCUAGGCUUGCGGAAGCAUUAAAGAUACCCUUCACGUACUGCUGGUCUCCGGCUCUUGUUCCAAAGCCCAAAGACUGGGGUUCGCAUAUUGAUGUCUGUGGCUUCUUCUUCCGUGACGCACCCCAGUUCUCCCCUCCAGAGGAUCUGUCCCGAUUUCUUGCAACAGGGCCUCCGCCAGUUUACAUUGGCUUCGGCAGCAUCGUGUUGGACGAUCCGGAACGAGUCGUCAACACCAUUCUCGGCGCCGUCCGUGCAGUAGGAGUUCGCGCCAUCAUUUCUAAAGGCUGGUCUGAUCUGGCGGGGUCAGAAAGUGACAACGUGUAUUGGAUCGGCGACUGUCCGCACGAGUGGCUGUUCCAGCAUGUCGCAGCCGUAGUGCAUCACGGAGGAGCUGGUACCACCGCCUGCGGCUUGAGGAACGGAAAGCCUACAACCAUCGUUCCCUUUUUCGGAGACCAGCCAUUUUGGGGCGACAUGGUGGCAGAGGCCGGCGCCGGCCCAAGGCCUAUUCCUCACAAACAGCUUACGUCCGAGAACCUCAAGGCCGCCAUCGAGUAUUGUCUGUCAAAUCAAGCCGUAAGCGCAGCGCGAAAGAUCGCCGCUCAAAUGGAAUCGGAAAGGGGCGUACAAGCGGCUGCGGACUCUUGGUGGAAGCAGCUGCCUCUGAAGCGCAUGCAAUGCGACUUGGUCCCAAGUCAACCGGCAGUUUGGACUUACACCAAGUCUAAAAGACCCAUGAAACUGUCGAAGGCGGCUGCUGAAGUCUUGAUGUCUCAUGACGCGGUGCAGCAGAAGCAUCUCUCGAUAUACCAAAGCAAAACUAUUACGACCGACGUCACUCGCUGGGAUCCAAUCUCCGGAGGCGCAUCGGCACUCAUGGCCACGACAGUGGACCUAGCAGGAUCCAUCACAGGUAUCGUGACGAAACCAAUCGAAGAAUACCACGACGAGAAACGCCGUAGAGCUCGGGAGUUGCAGAAGCAACAACAACAUGUUGGUGUGGGCACUGCUGUCUCUCGUGAUGGGUCUUUUGACGACCGAGUGUCCGUUGUGUCGACUGGCAGUGGGAGCGGCAGUAGCAAGAAACAACAUUCAAUGGCAACCAAGGUAGCGGGCGCAUCAGCAAAGAGCAUCGGCAUGAUCGGGCCAACUUAUGUAAAAGGCACGCUGGUCGACAUUCCCCUCGCCAUUACCGAAGGCCUGAGGGCUAUCCCGAAGCACUUUGGCACCGAAGUCCGCAAUCACGGUCCAGUGACCAAUGCCAAGAGCGGCGCCGUCGUGGCGGGGAAAACCUUUGCAUGGGGAAUCAUGGACGGCUUGAGUGACUUGGUCAUGGAACCAGUCAGGGGCGCGGGUAAGGAGGGAGCUCUGGGUGCUUUCAAGGGAGCCGGCAAAGGCUCUGCGAGUCUGGUGGCCAAGAGCGGUGCGGGCAUGUUUGGAUUGUUCGCGUACCCCGGUGCCGGAAUCGCGAAGAGUUUGAGAUCUGCGGUGCACAGCGGAACGAGGAAGACUAUUGCCAAGGAACGGCAUACGGAAGGGCAGUGGCUCGUCAACAGUCUCGAGGCGUUGGACGUGGAUGCUGGUGAGAUUGUUGCCUCAUUCAAUCGAGUUCGUAGUCUCAAAUAG